UGAGAGCUGCCGUUCAAGCCCAAAGUGGAAGAAGAAAAUGUGAACGAAGAAAAAGAUUUUUUUUUUCCGGUGCGUAGUUUCCACAUCCAUGGUUGAUUCACACAACGUUAGCAGCCUCUAGCCGAACCUUUCUUUGUGAAUACCCAACGUAACUCCAAUCACGUGUAGCAGACAUUGGGAGAGUGUCUGGAUAGACCUGUGUGGACGCGCUUUGGUUCGCUGCUUUUUGGAUGUUUUCUCUCCGAUACGUCCCCCGGCAGUCUGCUAAGAUGUGGAGGUUAUCUUAGCUUGCUGACAUGGGGGGGUUGCCAUCACAAAACGAGUAGCAAGAGAAUAUGGGGUGACGUGCUGACAUAGUACAUAACGAUAAAUUGCCCUAAACACUCAGGAAAAGAAACUUGAAGUUUCUGUCAUAGCACGAAAAUGUCAAAAGUCCAAAUCCUGAGAAAACUGGUGAGUCAGAGACAAACUGCGGCAGCUGAAGAGAUAAUUAAGCUUUUUGAAAGAUCCAUUGCAGAGUACAGAGACGUCUGUUACCCAAGAGAGGAGGACAACCGUCAGCGCAACGGCACCGGUCUCCCUCUCAGAGCAGAAGUCCAGCAGGUGAUUGUCGGUGAACAGGUUCCAUCCGGGCAGCAGGAGUGGAGCCCCAGUGUGGACCCAGAGCCCCCACACAUUAAAAGAGGAACAGGAGGAACUCUGGAGCACUCAGGAGGGACAACAGCUUCAAGGACCUCUUGCCUGUGACGAGUGAGGAUGAUGAAGAGAAAGCUCAGUCCUCUCAGCUUUGUCAGAGACAAACUGAUGAACACAUAAAAACAGAAGUUGCAGAAGCUCAGUGCGAAGAAUCACAACCAGCCAGGAAGCUAAGAAUGUUGGUGAAGCAGCGGCUGACUUCAGCUGGUGACGAGAUAUUUGGGCUGUUUGAAACAACGUUAGCGGAGUAUGAGAAAGAGAUUGAAGGCCUACAUAAGCUACUGGAAGAGACUGUGAAGUCUGAGGUCCAGGGUAACACAGCAGAUGUUGUACAGCUGCUGGUGUGUAAAGAAGAGGUUCCCUCUGAGAAGCAUGACUGGAGGACCGGUCUAGACGAGGAGGACCGAGAGCUCCCACACAUUAAAGAGGAUAAGGAAGAACUUUGGAGUAGUCAGGGGGGAAAGCAGCUUCAAGGACUGGGGGAGGAUGAUACCAAGAAGUUUCCAUUCACUGCUGUCCUUGUGAAAUGUGAAGGUGAAGUAGAGAAAACUCAGUCCUCACAGCUUAAUCAAAGUAAAACUGAUGAACGGAUGGAAACAGGAGCUGAUGAAGAGGGCUGUGGAGAAUCAGAACCAGCCAGGAACUUUGGUCCGGCCAGUGAUUUACAGCAAGAAUGUGAUGAAAAGACAUAUUCUUCUGAUCAUGACACUGAAAACAGUGAUGAUUAUUCACAAGAGAUAAGUCAACCUCAGUCAGGUUUAGCAACUCUCAACUACAAUAAGGACUCUCUAAGUCAUAAAGGUUGUAAUCCCAUGGUGAAACUCCGUGGUGGUAAAACAAUGAAUAAGAUGCAAAACAUGACAGUAGACAAAGGAGGGAAACCAUUUAGUUGCUUGCUUUGUGGAAAAGGUUUUGGUGAAAAAUCUGAUUUGAAGAGACACGUGCGAUUUCACACAGGGGAGAAACCAUUCAGUUGUGUUUUCUGUGAAAAAAACUUUACUGAAAAGGCAGAUUUGAAGAGACACAUGAGAGUUCACACAGGGGAGAAACCAUUCAGUUGUCCCAUGUGUGGAAAAGGUUUUAGUGAAAAAACAGAUCUUACAAGGCACAUCCGAGUCCACACUGGUGAGAAACCCUUUAAUUGCUCGAUUUGUGGUAGAAUAUUCAGCCAGAAUGAAAACCUGCGCAGACAUGAAAGAAUACAUACAGGGGAAAAGCCCUUUAGCUGUCUGGUUUGUACAAAGAAAUUUACCCACAGAGGAGCGCUGGUUGUACACAUGAGAAUUCAUACAGGAGAGAAACCAUUUGGCUGCUCAGUCUGUGGAAAAAGAUACAUUGAAACAGGAAAUUUGAAGAAGCACAUGAGAGUCCACACAGGAGAGAAACCUUUCAGUUGCAGUGUUUGCGGAAGAAGAUUUAAUUAUCAGUCUCAAGUCAAAACCCAUAAGUGCUCUUGUGAGAGCAACGUAACCAUAGUCCAUCCUUCAUAAUGAGAUCCAAAUGUUUCCAGUCUGUUUUGUAGUUAGGGACGCAGCCAGGUCUGAAUACUGCUCACAAACAGUUUGUGUUAAUGUAGAUUAUAUCAAAUUGUCAAAUAGUGGCCAGGGGCUUAAUUAGCUCAACUGCAGAACCGGGAGAGAACUUGGUCUUUAUAUGAAUGGGGCUUUUAUCAUAGAAUGCCUUUAUUACUAAUUUCCUUGUUUUGAAAGUAAAGAGCCCUCUUCCGUGUUGUCUUGAUAAAAUCAGCACACAGUAAUGUACAUUUCCACAGUUGUUGUACAUGUGUAGACCUUCAGGAAGAUUUAGCAGACUCAGGAGUGGUGGUGUACUGUCUUUACUGUGCAGCGACACCUGAACAAAUAUGAACUUCAUGCAAGAGUCAUCAGAAGAAAAUUCAGUGUAAGAAGUUUGCAAUGGAACAUCUAAACAAGCCUGAUGCAUUUUGGAAACAAGUCCUGUGUACUGAUGAAGGUAAAAUAGAAUUUUUUGGCCACAAUGAGCAAAGGUAUGUUUGGAAAAAAAAAAAAAAGAAGCAGAAUUUCAUGAAAAGAACACCUCCCCAACUGUUAAGAACAAGGGUGGAUCAAUCUUUGGGCUUGUGUUGCAGCCAGUGGCACAGGGAACAAUCACUGGUUAAGAGAAUAAUGGAUUCAGUUAAACACCAGCAAACACGAGAGUGAGCUUGAGAGCAAACAUCACAUCGUGAUGAAAAGAGGAUGGCUUCUACAACAGGAUAAUGAUCCUAAACACACCUCAAAACCCACAAUGGACUACCUUAAGAGGCACAAGCUGAAGGUUUUGCAAU
Xiphias gladius (swordfish) is the source of this 3001-nucleotide messenger RNA. RefSeq names its product zinc finger protein 543-like. Bases 873 to 2186 code for a protein of 437 amino acids. The transcript is spliced from 3 exons. Gene Ontology annotation, biological process: regulation of transcription by RNA polymerase II. The record is from RefSeq and is a predicted model, not a curated record. Lineage: Eukaryota; Metazoa; Chordata; Actinopteri; Istiophoriformes; Xiphiidae. Gene Ontology annotation, molecular function: DNA-binding transcription factor activity; RNA polymerase II cis-regulatory region sequence-specific DNA binding.